This is a messenger RNA of Lolium rigidum, 3825 nucleotides long. RefSeq names its product Fanconi anemia group J protein homolog. Gene Ontology annotation, molecular function: DNA helicase activity; hydrolase activity, acting on acid anhydrides, in phosphorus-containing anhydrides; DNA binding. Gene Ontology annotation, cellular component: nucleus. The record is from RefSeq and is a predicted model, not a curated record. NCBI's taxonomy places the organism in Eukaryota, Viridiplantae, Streptophyta, Magnoliopsida, Poales, Poaceae. Gene Ontology annotation, biological process: double-strand break repair involved in meiotic recombination; nucleotide-excision repair. Bases 1 to 3825 code for a protein of 1274 amino acids. The transcript is spliced from 29 exons.
AUGACCGCCGCCGCCGACGACUUCGCCCCUCCGUGGCCCGCGUCCUCGCCCGCCCCCGCACCCGCGCGUGGCGGCGGCGGCGUGUACCAGGUGGGCGGCGUGCCGGUGGAGUUCCCCUACAAGCCCUACGGCACGCAGCUGGCCUUCAUGGGCCGCGUCAUCACCACGCUCGACCGCGCCCGCCGCCAGGGCCGCUCCCACGCGCUCCUCGAGUCGCCCACCGGCACCGGCAAGUCGCUCUCCCUCCUCUGCUCCGCGCUCGCCUGGCAGCGCCACUACCCGCUCCGCGCGCCCCCCGCCGCCGCCGCCCCCGACCCCUUCCUCCAUGGCGGCGGCUUCGUCGCCGACGAUACCCAGCAGCAGCAGCAGCAGCCCACUCCCGCCAGGAAGAAGAACGCGCCGACCAUCUACUACGCCACGAGGACGCACUCGCAGAUCACCCAGGUGGUCCGGGAGCUCCGCAAGACGUCGUACCGGCCACGCAUGGCCAUCUUGGCCUCAAGGAAGCACUACUGUGUAAACCAGAACGUGUGCAUGUCUGACCAAAUCGAUGAGAAUUGCAAGAAGCUCCUAGAUGACAAAGUUCAGGGAUGCCCAGAAUUCAAGAAUGCACAGAAACUAAGUCGUCACCCAUCCCUUCAGACCGGUGGCUCCUAUGAAGUUCAUGAUAUUGAGGAUCUUCUUAGAGUUGGAAAACAAGUCAAGGGAUGUCCAUAUUUUGCUGCACAAACCCUUGCAGAAGCAGCUCAACUGGUUUUCUGCCCAUACAACUACCUAAUUAGUCCAAUUGUCAGGAGAGCAAUGGACAUUGAUAUCCGUGGCUCAGUUGUUAUUCUUGAUGAAGCACACAACAUAGAAGACAUAUCACGUGAGGCUGGAAGUGUUGAUGUUGAUGCAGAAUCACUUGACAGUUUGGAUGGAGAACUAGCAAGCUUGGCCACUAAUCAGGCUGUUGCAAUGAUAUACCAGCCCUUGCAUGAUGUCAUUGAGGGGCUUAGAAAUUGGAUUACUGACCAGGAAGGCAAUGUACGCGAUAACGAGUUUGAACAUCCUGCUUCAUUUUGGACUGGUGAAAAUGCCCUGAAGGAACUACAGAGGGCCGGUAUUACUCCUGUAUACUUCCCACUAUUGCAAGACUGUGCAACCAAGGCAGUCAAGGCUGCUUCGGAUACUGAGUCAGAUGGAGAUCACUUAGCUGGUCGUCAUGCUAUGACACUUGAGAGUCUAUUCUCCUCAUUGAGCCACUUUUUCGCUGGGAAUGGGCGCCAUAUGUAUGAUUACCAGCUUGCUUUCCAACGGUUUGUUAAGAGAGAAGGCAUUUCUGCCACUGAACCAAGAUGUGUGAUGAGUUUGUGGUGCCUCAAUCCUGCUGUUGUCUUUCAAGAUAUUGCAGAUCUAACCCAAUCAGUAAUAUUGACAUCUGGCACACUCUCUCCAAUGGGCUCCUUUGCGUCUGAACUUGGUGUACAGUUUGAUGCUUGCAUGGAAGCUCCUCACGUGAUCGAUGCUGAUUCUCAGGUUUUUGCAAGUGUACUAUCAUCUGGCCCAACAACACAUCGGUUGAAUGCUAGCUAUAAAACUGCAGAUGCAUAUUCUUUCCAGGAUGAACUUGGAGCUUCAAUAGAAGAAAUAUGCAGAAUAGUGCCUGGUGGUGCUCUAGUGUUCUUUCCUAGCUAUAAGUUGUUGGACAAACUGAAAGGGCGUUGGACUCAGACAGGUCAGUGGGCACGAUUGAAUGCUCAAAAGCCAGUUUUUGUUGAGCCUAGAGGGAGCACUGAGGAACUCGAGCCUGUCCUAAAUGGAUACUACAACGCAAUCAUUGGUAAGGUUCCUCUUAAGAAAGGCAAAGGUGGUGCAAAACAAAUCGUGAAGAAUCGAGUGAGAAAGAAUACCCAACAGGAAUCUGCUAAAGGAGGAGCUGCUUUUCUUGCAGUUUGUCGUGGGAAGGUAUCUGAAGGAAUUGACUUCUCUGAUGACAACGCUAGGGUUGUGGUCAUUGUUGGCAUUCCUUUUCCAAAUAUAAAUGAUGUCCAAGUAAAGCUGAAAAAGAGAUAUAAUGAUUCCUACAAAUCAUCAAAGAAUCUGUUGAGUGGGAGUGAAUGGUACUGUCAUCAAGCAUUUCGUGCUCUGAAUCAAGCUGCUGGUCGAUGUAUUCGGCAUAAAUUUGACUAUGGAGGCAUAAUUUUGAUUGAUGAACGAUAUCAGGAAGAGAGAAACCUUGUACACAUUUCAAAGUGGCUUAAGAAUUCUAUUAAGCUUUAUAGUAGCUUCCAGGAGACGAUGGUUGAAUUGAACAAGUUUUUUCAAAAGGCUGAGGAACAUAUAAAGAUCAAACAUCAAGACAUGUUCCCUAAGGUUAAAUUGGAUGCUGAUAUACUUACAUCGCAUGGUGAUAAAAGGAAGCUGCCUUGGCCAGAAUCAAAUUUCUUAAAGCAGUCAGUACCGCAAACUAAUCAAAAGGUAAAGAAGGAAGACAUUAAUGCCAAGGAUUCCAACAUUGAUGCUAUACUUACAACACACAGUGGUAAAAGAAAGCUGCCAUUGCCAGAAUCAAAUUUCUCAAAGCAGUCAGUGCCGCAAACUAAUCAGAAGGUAAAGAAGGAACACAAUUGUGUUGAGGUUUCAAACAUUGAUGCUGUGGCAGGAGCAGACCCCAAAAAUCAUGGUAUGUCUUAUACAUCACCAGAAGCAUGGCAGAUCUCUUCAAAAUCUUCUGAUUUGGCAAAGAAAAAAAGCUCCCCCAUACCCAGAAGUCAAACAACAACAUGCCAUCUCCUUCCGUCCCACAAAGUUCAGUACAAUUCAAAACACAAGGCAAACAUUGGGGGGGAUUAUGAAGUCGAUGUUAUUGACUUAGAGAAUUGUGAUUCUGUUCCUCGGUAUCAAAAGUUAACUAUAUUUAGUCCAUCACAAGACAGGUCGCAAGAGCCUACUCUUGUGGAAGUAACUUCUGAAGAUGAUCCAGUUGCUAGUCCCAGCAAUCAUUCUGAGGUAAAUACCUCUGCAGCGAUGAAUGAUUAUGAAGAUCAGGUCGUAGACGUGUCUGCUUCACUCUCAACAGUGAAUAGAAAUCAUUCCUGUGUGUCCACAUCAGCGGGCACUCCUGAAAGAACAGCUGAUAGAGGAUAUCAGUUGGAUGAUGAAUCUUCAGUGAACAAAAGCGUAAAUUCUCACCAUCAGAAAAGGAGAAGGCUUAAUAUUCCUAUGAGCUGUUGCACUGUUACAGAGCAUUCUAAUCCUUUGAAUCCUUCAAGCACAUCUAUUUGCAAUACUGAUUCUGCUGUCAGUGUUGACUUCGCACAAGAUCUCAUCUCAUCACCACCAGCUGCUGUAAAUGUUAUUGUAUGUGAUGUUUCUUCACUCAACGAAGAGAUCCUUCGAAAAUUCUAUGGUGAAGGUUCUGCUCACCAUUCUGGUGUUUGGUCUGAGAAGGAUGGAUGUGUAUACAAGCCAAUAACAUGCCCUUUCUGCCCUUGUGAAAAUGCUUCUGCGGCGGUGCUCGGAGCACAAGUUCUUGCAACUGAUGCUUCAAAUCUACAAUCAUUAAACGAGGUGCUCUUGUUUGCUGAUCGUUUGGAUAUCAAGCAUGGACCCUUGAGUGAUGUCAAGCAUGAACCCUUGAGUGAUGUCAAGCUUGAACCGGUCGCAAGUAAUCAGAGAGGUGCUGUUAAGCCCAUGUCACCCCCACCAGUGAUCGAGACAUUUGCUUAUAAGCCAUUGAAGAAGAAUCCUGUACCACUGAGCACGAGGAGGUCCAAGCUUAGGUUACCUACCACGGACAAAUCCACAAGACCAGAACUGGUGCCUAAAGUUGAGGAUCCAUAG